CUUCCAAAGAGCUUCAUAGGAAAAGCAAUAACCAAUAAAAACAACAAUACAAGAGCCAAAUAUCUAGCCCAGGCUACUCCCAGAUAAAAUAUUUAGGCUAUAGGCUAUUGCAGUUUUUACUUCAUGUAUCUCUUCUGCAGCGUUUUUGUGUGUUUUGUUUUUCGUAUAAGAUGAGUUCCUAUGUAGAAAAUUCCAUUUUUAAGCAGCAAACGCACGAGGCAUCCUCCUGUAGCGCCAUGAAUAGUUUAGGCAGUUAUGGUUCUCUCUCUGACUUCGAUCAAGCUAAUUAUGCCUAUAACGGAGGUCUUCAUGAUUUCAACGGAACAUUCACCUCCUCUGAUGCCACUGUAAACUCUCUAAAACGAGAAGAGAUGAACUCUAGCCUGCGAGGCAAAACGGACACUCAAUCUCCAACACGACCACAGUCAUACUCAGCCUUGAGCUCCCGGAACUCCGUGCAGAACUGCCUCAGUGACGGUAUACUGAGCAAAGGGAAUGAAAUGCAAAUGGAGGUGGUCGAAACCCCCAGAACUACGACCGAAGAAAGCGCGAUCAAAGUCGAAACUAUGCAACCUGUAAAACAUCAAAUCCAUUCGAAGAAGCACCUGGACAAUCAACAGCAACCGCAGAUUUUUCCCUGGAUGACAAAACUACACAUGAUCCACGAAUCAUCUGACGGUAAACGCUCUCGAACCAGUUACACCCGCUACCAGACUCUGGAGUUGGAGAAAGAGUUCCAUUUCAACCGUUACCUCGCCCGUCGCAGGCGCAUUGAGAUCGCCAAUACCCUCUGUCUGAACGAGAGGCAAAUUAAAAUUUGGUUCCAGAAUCGACGUAUGAAGUGGAAGAAGGAUUCGAAACUGAAAUCAAAGGAUUCAAUAUAAACAUGGAGUUUAUGACUGAUCUGGAGACGAACAGCUAAAAGAAGUAGGGCCUAAGCCUACCCUAAAUAGAGAAAGAGAGACCAUGAUUUGAAACGUGAAGGCCGUGUUCAGAAUCAGACCCUAUUAUGUGUUAUGGACUAUUACAUUAUUUGCAUAUUUCGUGUUUGGCACUUUAUAUGUGGACUUGUAUUCUUUGCUUAAUGGUUGUACAACAUUUAAGAUUAAAAAAAUAUAUAUAAUAAUAAAGUAAUGUGUUGUCUUAAUGUAAAGAUUGUGUCAGGACCUUUGGAAGAAUUAGGGAGAGCUGUGGACUAUAAGGCCACUCCCUCUUUCAUGUUACAUUCAAAAAUGGAAUAGACACCAAAUAAACAUUCUAUAGCCUAUACCCUUAGCAUUGAGAUAAUAAUUAUGAUCAUGUAAAUGACUGAUAAGCCUACUGAGGGGUACCAAUGAGAACGAGACUUUAUCACGGAAAUAUUUGAUUUUUCUAAAUGUUUUAAAAUUCAUAUUUGGGCAGAGUCUUUACACACGACUAAGAAAAACAGACGAUAUAAACAGACGGUUGACUUUUUCAAUAGCAAAUAGAUUGUCUACACGCAUAGACCAGCAGGGUCAGGGAUCUGCUUGUAAAUAUUGAAGAGUUUCGUGAUGGUAUUUGAGGAGAGCACCCAUAGGCCUGAGAUGUCCAUGUCCAUACCCUUCAACUGAAGAACCACCGACAUGCGUUUCUCCAAUUUCAGAUUCUUACUGAUUUUGUAUCUUAUUGUUGACUGUAAUCAAUGUCCAGAGUUGUCAACAGACAUGGCAAUGUGUUGUACAUGUCGUCUAUUUAUAGUCUCUAUGUAAUAUCAAGACUUUGGAUGAUUCUAUAGAACUAUAGAUGUACAAAUAUACCCUAACACUAACAUUUUCCAAAACGGAGAUAUCAACAGUGUAGGCUACAUAUUGGAUUAUCUGAAUACCUACAAGAGCCAUUGUGUAAUUCAUGGUAUGUUAAAGCUUGUGAUUCAAUCAAAACGCUUACAGGUGUUGAGAGACCUUUUGAAUAAACUUCCCAUACCAUAUACCAGCACAUUCGUGUCGCUUUUUAAUUUUUUUAUCAUUACAUGUGUAGGCACACUUGGUAUUGAAAAACAGAUUCGAGUCCCCGCACCGUCUAUUUCAAUAAUUUACAGUAUCCCUGUCAGACAAACGCAUGCACAUAAAAGUUUAAGGCCCCAAUAAAACGUUAUGACUAGGUAUCCAUCCACCUUUCCACCACAGAUAGGGAAAUGGUCCCUGUUUUAACAGGAUAUAGAGGCACAUAGCCAGCUGCUACUAAAUUCUCAUGGGUUGAAAUGCAGACUAACUUUCUUCUCUAUAGAGGCUGGCGACCUACAUACUUUGAUGUUUCUAUGGCAUUCUGGA
Molecule: messenger RNA, 2291 nt
Organism: Oncorhynchus keta (chum salmon)
Lineage: Eukaryota; Metazoa; Chordata; Actinopteri; Salmoniformes; Salmonidae
Gene: hoxc5a
Product: homeobox C5a
Exons: 2
Coding region: 171-884 (237 amino acids)
Biological process (GO): anterior/posterior pattern specification; regulation of transcription by RNA polymerase II
Cellular component (GO): nucleus
Molecular function (GO): DNA-binding transcription factor activity, RNA polymerase II-specific; RNA polymerase II cis-regulatory region sequence-specific DNA binding
Source: RefSeq, a predicted model, not a curated record